CUGCGGCCGCCUGGGGAAGAGGCAGCAUGCCCAGAAGGGUGGCCCUCUGCAGCUGGCUGGGCUUCUCCGCGCUCCUGGCGCUUUUCGCGCUGGGCAUCUUGGUGGGCUGGAGUGUGAAAUCUGUCGACCGAUCAGCAGGCCUGGCAGACGGCUAUCAAGAUGCAAGAAGGCAACUCUUUGCUGAAAUGAAAGCGGCCAACAUCAAGGAGUUUUUGCGCUCUUUCACAAAGCUCCCUCAUGUGGCAGGAACAGAGCAGAAUCUACACCUGGCGAAGGAAAUACAAGCCCAGUGGAAGGAAUUUGGCUUAGACACAGCUGAACUGGUUCACUACGACGUCCUACUUUCCUACCCAAAUCAAAGCGCUCCCAACUAUGUGUCUAUUACAGAUGAGCGUGGAAAUGAGAUUUUCAACACAUCACUUUUUGAGGCUCCUCCUCCAGGAUAUGAAAACGUUUCCGGGGUGUUGCCACCUUAUAAUGCUUUUUCACCCCAAGGUGUUCUAACGGCAGAUCUGGUGUAUGUUAAUUAUGGACGCACUGAAGACUUUUUCAAGUUGGAGAGAGAGAUGGGAAUCAAUUGUACGGGAAAGAUUGUGAUUGCUCGAUAUGGGAAAAUCUUCAGGGGAAAUAAAGUUAAAAAUGCCAUGUUAGCUGGAGCUAAAGGGAUUGUACUUUACUCAGACCCUGCUGAUUAUUGUGCACUUGGAGUGAAUCCCUAUCCGGAUGGGUGGAACCUUCCUGGAGGAGGAGUCCAGCGUGGGAACGUAUUGAACUUAAAUGGUGCAGGAGAUCCGCUGACCCCAGGGUAUCCAGCCAAAGAAUACACCUUCAGGUAUGAGGUUGAGGAUGGUGUCGGGAUUCCCAGAAUCCCAGUUCAUCCCAUUGGCUACCACGAUGCGGAAAUACUAUUACGUUUCAUGGGAGGUGCUGCAGCCCCAGACAAGACGUGGAAGGGAAAUCUCAAUGUUUCCUACAAUAUUGGACCGGGAUUUUCAGGUGAUCACUCCACAAGAAAAGUCAGAAUGCAUGUUCACACCAUCAAUAAAUUAACACGCAUCUACAAUGUGAUUGGGACCAUCAAAGGAGCGGUGGAACCAGAUAGAUAUAUCAUCUUCGGAGGCCACAGGGAUUCUUGGGUUUUUGGCGGGAUUGACCCAACCACGGGGUCAGCCGUUCUUCAAGAGGUCGCUCGGAGUUUUGGCAAGAUGGUAACAAAAGGUUGGAGGCCUAGAAGAACGAUCAUUUUUGCCAGUUGGGAUGCAGAAGAAUUUGGAUUAUUAGGAUCUACCGAGUGGGCAGAGGAGAAUGCCAAAAUUCUGCAGGCCCGGGCUGUCGCUUACAUCAACACGGAUUCUUCUAUAGAGGGCAACUACACAUUAAGAGUUGACUGUUCUCCCCUUCUUAACCAGCUGGUAUACCGUCUGACCAAAGAGAUCUCAAGCCCCGAUGAAGGGUAUGAGAGCAAAUCUCUCUACGAGAGUUGGCUCGAAAAGGAUCCUUCCCCAGAAAGCCCACAUCUUCCCAGAAUAAACAAGUUGGGAUCGGGCAGUGAUUUUGAAGCAUACUUUCAACGGCUGGGGAUCACAUCCGGCAGAGCCCGUUACACUAAGAAUAGGAACCUGGACAAAUUCAGUAGCUAUCCUGUUUACCACACCAUCUAUGAGACCUUUGAACUGGUCGAGCGGUUUUACGACCCCACUUUCAGGAAGCAGCUUGCUGUUGCCUGGCUGCGAGGAGGGCUGGUGUACGAACUCGCCAACUCCCAAGUUAUUCCUUUUAAUUGCCAAGAUUAUGGCAAUGCUUUGAGAUCCUACAGCCAGGAGAUCUACGAUCUGGCCCUGAAACACAAGACAGAACUUGAAAUGUAUGAAGUCUCCUUCGAUCCCCUCUUUUCCUCCGUGGCUAAUUUCACAGCCGCUGCAGCAGAUUUUCACCAAAGGCUGUCACAGCUUGAUAAGAAGAACCCCAUGGCCGUGCGGAGCACGAAUGAUCAGCUGAUGCUGCUAGAGAGAGCUUUCACGGACCCGCUGGGCUUGCCAGGCAGGCAGUUUUACAGGCAUGUUAUUUUUGCACCAAGCAGUCAUAACAAGUAUGCCGGAAUCGCCUUCCCUGGGAUCUACGAUGCCAUGUUCGACAUCGCGAGCAGGAGGGAUCAGCGGAAAGCAUGGCAGGAAGUCAAGAGGCAAAUCUCCAUCGCAGCCUUCACACUGCAGGCUGCCGCAGAGACACUAAGAGUUGCAGCAUAAGGCAGUCUUUUCCACAGGGUUGAUCACAAGAGGUGCUUUUGGCACAGCCGACUGACGCCAGGGAAGCUCACCGUCUCCACAGAUGCAGCAGCUGCAUCAUAACAACGCUGUUUCCUUGGUAUUUGCAGGAAGUUAGAAACAUGUGGCAGGCAAGUCCAGGAUGAGAAGAUCCGAUGCAUUCCCUAGUUCCCAUCCCCACGCUUUUCUGUCCUUACUUAAGGCCACUGACCUGGACAAUGCAAGGGGCAAAAUUCAGACCUGCCCAUUCCAACCCUGGCCUUGUAACCUUGAACUGAGCCCAAGUCCUGAAAGAAAACAACACGUCUCCUUUCUCUGUUCUAUCACAUGUUGCAUUUGGGAUGGACUUUAUGGACACGGCUGCCAGGAUUUUCAUAGCUCCUUACCAUUGCGGUCCAAGCUGUUAAAAGCCAAAUCGGUUCCUCUCUGAAUAGCUCUGUCUUGGAGUCUUGCUUUGGACGUGCAACAAUAAGAACUCAACUUUAUAUGCAAAGAUGCAAGCCUGGAUCCUCGCUCUUUUUGCACCGGCAGAAGGCACUUCUGUUGAUGGAAGAAGCUUUUCACAGAUCCCUUCAACAGACUCCUGCUUGGCCUCCUGUACUGUUCCUAAGGGUUGAUCAGUCCCCAAUUUCUUGAGGCUGUAAUAAAGAAGAGGAACAGGGAAUCGAAAAGUUCUCCUCGGUGGCACUGCUAAGUAGGAUCAAAGCCCCAGCUUGGGUGUACGCCAUGUUAGAGCACUAACACACGAGUUCAGGCUUCCUCCAUUGUCUGGUCAGUCCACCGCACCACCUAAGGAGCCCGUGAUAAGUGAUGCUUGUCGUUAGCUUGCCUGCUCUGAUAAGGGAUGCUGCAGUCACGAGUCUGAUCUGAUACGUACUUCUCCCUCUAUAAACCUCAGUGCUCCAUAAGAUCAGAAGAGGGUUUGAAUGCACACGUGCCCCCUUCUCUCACGUAGAUUAGAUGUGUGCUUAUACAGGCAGGAUCCUGCUGAGCCUGGGUGCUACAACUGCAUUCCAAUGGAAAUGAGAAAUUCCUCCACUUUAAGAUCGGCGAAGGGUCAGGGCAGGAGGAAGCAAUCUGUCGAAGCUAUAAAAGGCAUAGAGCUAAAAACACUAAAGACCCUUCCAGAUGUGCACGUUUUCCAGCUGUUCAGUCCAUGGGUAGUCUGUGUCAGCGACUGCUUGAGUUUCAAGGGUUGCUGUUCAUUUAUUGCAUUGAUUUCCCACCUUUUUCAUUUACUAACUUUACAUGGGAUUCCCAAGAACGUUAUCCUCGAGGCACCGACCAGGGCCCACCUGGUUAAAUUUCAGCAUGGUUAGCUGCUCUACAGUUGAGAGAGGGCAGGAAGUCUCAAAGACAUCCAGUGCAGGAAUCUUAUGUGCAUCUUUUAGGAUCUGAGCCUGAAUGUAGUUGCUUGCUGACAAUCACAUUAACGUGCAAGAGGUGGGGUUCAGGGCUUUUUUUCAGGGGGAACGUGGGGGAACGGAGUUCCAGAACCUCUUGAAAAUGGUCACUUGGCUGGUGGCCCCGCCCCCUGAUCUCCAGACAGAGGGGAGUUUAGAUUGCCCUCCACAUCGCUGGCGU
Messenger RNA from Eublepharis macularius, 3848 nucleotides. Its product is annotated as N-acetylated-alpha-linked acidic dipeptidase 2-like. Lineage: Eukaryota; Metazoa; Chordata; Lepidosauria; Squamata; Eublepharidae. The transcript has 19 exons. The record is from RefSeq and is a predicted model, not a curated record. The coding region runs from base 27 to 2246 and encodes 739 amino acids. Gene Ontology annotation, molecular function: carboxypeptidase activity.